Molecule: messenger RNA, 1293 nt
Organism: Paramecium sonneborni
Lineage: Eukaryota; Ciliophora; Oligohymenophorea; Peniculida; Parameciidae
Source: the annotation of a GenBank genome assembly
AUAAAAUGGAAAAUGAACUUAUAUGGUAUUAUGUUGAUACAAGUGAAUAAGAAGCAGAGAAAUAAACUAAAGGUCCUAUAUCAAUAAGGGAUAUUGAUGUUAUGUUAAGAACUAGCAUUAUUACUUCGCGUAUAUAGUAAUGUUAAAAUUUAGAUACCUAUGUUUAUAAGGAAGGAUUUACAGAUUGGAAACCAAUAUUUUUAGUUGAAGAAUUAAAAAGUUGUUUGGAUGAGUAAGAACAUGAAAUGGUGUAAAUUACUUGUGGAAAAGAUAUAAAAUUAGAAGAUUAAUAAGCAUAACCAAUAUAGUAAUAAUAAUAGGAUGAAAAUGAUAAAGAGGAAAUAGAUGAAUAAUUGGAGGAUGGUGAAUCAUUUUAAUAAUUAAAUGAUGAAUAGAGAAUGGAAAUAUUAAAGAAGAAGAUAGAAAAGAAUAGGAAGAAAUCAUAAAAAGAAAAAGAAAAGAAAAAGAAUUAAUGGUAUACUCCAAAAAUAAACACAAAUGUUUAUGUUGAAGGAUUACCUAAGGAUAUAACUAUAGAAGAGAUGAAGAUAUUCUUUAGUAAAGCAGGAAUAAUUAGAAUAAAUCCAGAAACAUUAUAACCUACAAUAAAAAUUUAUAGAGAUUAAAAUGGAAAUUGUAAAGGUGAUGGAUUGAUAUCAUAUAAAAUGGUAGAAAGUGUAUAGACAGCAAGAGAAAUGUUGGAUGGUUUACAUAUUAGGCCAGAUGUUAUAGUAAAAGUGAGUGAAGCAGUAUUUGAAUAGAAAGGUUAAUAUCGUAAAAGAGAAAACAAAAAAAUUGAUAAAUUAUAAAAGACUUUAGCUAGACAAAAGGAAAUGACAUAAAUGGCUGAAGAAGGAUAAGAAGAUGAUGGUAAAGGAUUAAAGAUUUUAAUAUUUAAAAAUUUAUUUAGUCCAUAAUAAGCAUAAGAUUUAGAGUAUAUGAAUCAAAUUUAUGGUGAAUUAUUAUUAAAAAUAGAAGCUUUAUAAAUUUAUGUACAAAAGCUGGAAUUUUUUAAGGAUCAUCCUUAAGGUAAUAUUAUUAUAUUUAAAUAAAGGUGUUGCUAAAGUUAAAUUUCAUUCUGCUUAUGAUGCUGAAAUUUGUUUAACAAAUUUAAAUGGAGUUUAAUUUAAUAAUAGGAAGAUAUUUAUUUAAUAUUGGGAUGGUAAAGAAAAUUUUAAAACUGGUAUUGAAAGUAAAGAAGUUGAAGAAUAGAGAUUAGAAGAAUUUGGAUAAUGGUUAGAGGAAUAAAAUGAUAGUGAUGAAGAUGAAAAAUAAGAUAAUAAUAAAUGAGUG